AUGGCCCCUACCCCCUUCGAAGAAUAUGCGGCGCUCAUGAAGCCCUAUGGCGACGGGCAUUACCUGUACAAACCCCAGCCGUAUUCCAAGGUCCACCCCGGUGUGAUCGGCUUCUUCGACAAACAAGGAAGCUGGACAACCAUCACCGACUUGUCGAUUCCUGGCCAAUCCGAAAAAGACGGGUAUACCAAACUCGGUGUCGAAUGGAACAGUGAUGAACCCGAGCUCGCAAAGUGGAACUCCCGAGCUUCAUCCCAGGAAGCAGCGCACAGCUUCGGCGUGGACGCAGGUGUCUCGGGUCUCGCCGCUGGUGGCCCUGUCGAUGUUUCGGCCGAGGCAAAGAACAAAUGGGGUCAGACUGGAAAGGCGGCGCUCUUCGCCAACGACUCCGUGAUCAACCAGAAGUACAGUGGAGCUUGGAAAUCCCCGAUCGCGGACUGGGUCAAGGUUAAUGCUAAGGCUCUUGUGAACUCCCCCUGGAAGGGAGAUCUUAAAGAACAUGGCCUUUGGGCUAUCAAGAAGACCUGGUCGACCCAGGAGUGUAAGAUCACCCUGGACAGCGCUCAUCAUCGGGAUACCAGUGGUGGCUUCAAGGUUGGGGCGACUGGUGUCGCCGAGGGUGGACUCAGCGGUUCGUCGGCCGUCAAGGGUGACAGCGCAGGAUGGACGACCUUCACAGCAUCAGAUAAGGACCAAGGACUUGUCGUCUCCUAUGGCGGUAGUGCCUUCAGAGUAUCGGCUUUCACCAAGCUGUUCACCCAUGCGCUCCUCAAGCAAGUGGAGAGCAGAGCCGCCCCCGAGGAAGUCUUGAAACCCGUCUUUGACGCCGACGGAAAUCAAAUCGGGACUGUGCGAGCUAGGGUCGUGUAUGACAACGAUGGGAACCAAAGACUGGAAGAGAUCGACGAAGAAGCCGAGAGGAAGGAGAAGGAAGCGAAGGACCGGAAACUGAUUGAAGAGGGUGACGCCGAAGAAGUCGUGGAUAUUGAAAUCGAUGAGGAUGUUGGAGAAACUGAAGAGGACCUGGAACUGGAAAAGCAGUAUCAAGCUUCCAAAGAGACAGAACUGAAGGAGCGGAAUGAGAAGAUCGCCGCGCUCCAGGCUGCGGACUUGCCUGCUGAUGUCAAGGCAGCUGAGUUGAAGAAACUAUUCAACGUUACCGAAGAGGUGACGGUCAUUUAA
Penicillium salamii is the source of this 1182-nucleotide messenger RNA. The record is from the annotation of a GenBank genome assembly. NCBI's taxonomy places the organism in Eukaryota, Fungi, Ascomycota, Eurotiomycetes, Eurotiales, Aspergillaceae.